AUGGCAUCUGGUGCGGCCCGGCUCCUAUUGGUAGCUUUCCUGCUGGGGCUGUGUGCCCUGGCGGAGGCCCAGAAGCCUUCCCCCUGCCAGUGCUCGCGGAUGGACCCCGAGAAGCGAAAAAACUGUGGGUUUCCGGGCAUCAGCAGUGACCAGUGUUUUGCCUCUGGCUGCUGCUUCAACACCUCCAUCCCCAAUGUGCCCUGGUGCUUUGACCCCCUCCCGAAGCAAGAGUCGCAGGAGUGCGUGAUGGAAGUGACCGCGCGCCGGAACUGCGGCUUCCCUGGGAUCAGCCCAGAGGAGUGUGCAGCCAGAAAGUGCUGCUUCUCCGACGACAUCCCAGACGUGCCCUGGUGUUUCUACUCCAUCCCCGUCGAAGCUCAGUGGGCUUGA
Suncus etruscus (white-toothed pygmy shrew) is the source of this 390-nucleotide messenger RNA. It is a transcript of the gene TFF2, whose product is annotated as trefoil factor 2. The transcript is spliced from 4 exons. Gene Ontology annotation, biological process: negative regulation of gastric acid secretion; chemokine-mediated signaling pathway; maintenance of gastrointestinal epithelium. Gene Ontology annotation, molecular function: CXCR4 chemokine receptor binding. Bases 1 to 390 code for a protein of 129 amino acids. The record is from RefSeq and is a predicted model, not a curated record. NCBI's taxonomy places the organism in Eukaryota, Metazoa, Chordata, Mammalia, Eulipotyphla, Soricidae.